AUGAGGCCCAGAAAUCGACUUAGGCGCUACGAGAAGCAUCAUGACGCGAGCGAGCCCGCAGUCGAGGAAGCAUACGACCCGCGCGCGCUCCUCCAGGCCGACAGCGAUGCCUCACUUGAAUCCGUCACGGACUCGUCCGUUGACUCGAUUGACUCCGUUGACUUGGAGGACUCGGAGGACCCGCGGGUGCUUCUCGCGGUGGCGGAUGUGGCGGCAGACUUGAAGCAGACGUCGGACGACGCGAGCGGCAUGGUGAAGAAAACGCUCGGGCAGGCGGGGAGGAACGUGCGCAACUCGAUCGGCUCCAUGAUGGGAGCCCCGACCAAGGGCAAGAAGAAGCACCGCCACCAUCGCCACCGCCACCACCGCGGGAAGACGUCCGCUGCUCCCGCUGCUGGCGCGAAGGGGGUUGGGAAGCAGCAGGCGGGAAGUAAGCUCAACUCGGGCGCAGCCGCCAAGACUGGCGCACUGACGGGGGCUCCAAAGAAGCAGGCGGGAAGCAACCCGGGCGCAGCACCCAAGCCGCCCGCUGCUCCCACUGUUGGCACGGCAGCCGUCCGGAAGGAGCAGUCGCCGGGAGCAAAGGCCACCUCGGACACAGCCCCCAAGCCCACCGCUGCCACCGCUGCCAGCAGUGCUGCGCCCGGCAUUUGA
Molecule: messenger RNA, 654 nt
Organism: Closterium sp. Naga37s-1
Lineage: Eukaryota; Viridiplantae; Streptophyta; Zygnematophyceae; Desmidiales; Closteriaceae
Source: the annotation of a GenBank genome assembly